Molecule: messenger RNA, 3965 nt
Organism: Cyprinodon tularosa
Lineage: Eukaryota; Metazoa; Chordata; Actinopteri; Cyprinodontiformes; Cyprinodontidae
Gene: trak1a
Product: trafficking protein, kinesin binding 1a
Exons: 15
Coding region: 692-3850 (1052 amino acids)
Biological process (GO): endosome to lysosome transport; anterograde axonal transport of mitochondrion; neurogenesis
Cellular component (GO): dendrite
Molecular function (GO): GABA receptor binding
Source: RefSeq, a predicted model, not a curated record
GCUGCUGCUGCCUGCUCUCUCCUGCUCUCUGUCAGUGUAUUUAUUGAGUCAUUGUAAGAGAUGCAUGUGUGAGGUCAGUGCUGCCUGUCAGGAAGCAGUGUUGUAACAGGGAGCAAGGACGGAAUUUGACCUCAGGGGGACAGUUUCACCAGAACGUUAGACAAAGAAGGAAGACGAACUAACUAGAUGAAUCUUUGAAUGGAUCUGAACAUGAUGGGAUUUGCAUCUUUUGGUCUGAAGCUCUAGAGUGACAGAGGAAAACUGAUGAACAGAAAAAAAGAGACAUGCUUGCAGGCAAAGAGGGAUGGAAGACCUUCUGCUGUUGGACAUAAACACAUAGAAGUAUUUCUUUUUUUAUUUCUCCUUCUGACAGCUGAUGACGUGGCCAACAUCUCUGUGGGUUGAUAUGCUAAAAUGGCACCGGAUAUUUAAUGAAUAGAGCUUCCUACACAGACGAGCUGAAAGGAUCUAUGAUGGGAAUAAGAGGAGCUGUGCUAAAGAAAUGUGGCCACUGCUGACCACUGAGCAUGGGGAAAGCAGAAAUGACUGACUGACCUCCAGACACUGUUUGUAAUUAUUUAACUAAGCGAUAACUGAACUCUUUCAUCCAUGAUGGGAUGUUGGACGUACCAAAGAUGCUAGGGCUAAACAUGCUGGGACAUUAUUGCCUCUUUCUGAAAGAGCAGUGAGGAUGAAGAGACGAGGCCACACCAGAGGCCAGAGGUUUGUCAAGGCUGACUACUAUGAGUUGGACUGGUACUAUGAGGAGUGUACUGAUGUGUUGUGUGCUGACAGAGUGGGCCAGAUGACGAAGACCUACAGCGACGUUGAUGCUGUCACCAGACUACUGGAAGAGAAAGAGCGGGACCUGGAGUUGGCGGCUCGCAUCGGACAGUCGCUGCUGAAGAAGAACAAAGCUCUGAGUGAUCGAAACGAACUGCUGGAGGAGCAGGUGGAGCACAUACGGGAGGAGGUGUCUCAGCUACGUCACGACCUAUCCAUGAAGGAUGAGUUACUGCAGUUCUACACAAAUGCAGCUGAGGAAAGCGAGGGGGAGUCCAACACCUCCACACCGGUGCGUCAGAGUGAACCUAAUGUGUCGACCCCAACUUUGUUUCCUCUGGACUCCCUGCAGAAGAAGCUCAAAGAUUUGGAAGAAGAGAACAAAUCACUGCGAUCCGUGGCAAAUCAUUUGGAGACUGAAACCAUCUCAUAUGAGGAGAAAGAGCAGCAGCUUGUCAGCGACUGCGUGAAAGAGCUCCGUGCUGCCAACCUGCAGAUCUCCUCUCUGGCAGAAGAACUGGCCAGGAAGAGCGAGGACGCUUCCAGACAGCAGGAAGAGAUCACACACCUCCUCUCUCAGAUCGUGGACCUGCAGAAGAAGGCGAAGCUUUAUGCAGUUGAGAAUGAAGAGCUGACGCAGCAUCUGGGUGCAGCCAAGGACGCCCAGAGACAGCUCACCGCUGAGCUGCGUGAGCUGCAGGAUAAAUAUGCAGAAUGUUUGGAGAUCCUGCAUGAAGCCCAGGAGGAGCUGAAGAACCUGAGGAAUAAGACUCUCCCUCUCAGCACCCCGAGGCGUUUCCAUACCCCGGGCUUGUUCCCAAUGGACUCCCUUGCGGCAGAAAUCGAGGGCACUAUGAGAAAAGAGCUUCAGAUGGAUGAUCCAGAUGUAGAGGAGCAGAGACUGCACCCAAAGCGAGUUUUCCAGACGGUGAAAAACCUCAACCUGAUGCGUCAGCAGCGCUCCUCUGGAGCCCCUUCCCCUCUCAACAUCCCCGGCUCCAAUCAGAACUCCUGCUUCACCUCAGGGCGCUCCAGCAGGGUUGGCACACCUCGCUCCAACUCCAUCUACGGGAGUGAAACGGGAAGUGGGAUCAUCCUGGACAACAGGACAAGCAGUAUCCUGGAGGGUCCAGAUGAUGGGUCGGAAGACUCCAACAAGCGUCCCCCUGGAACACCUGGGACCCCAGGCAGCAGGGACCUGGAGGCAGCUCUGCACCGCCUGUCCUUACGCCGCGACAACUACCUCUCAGAAAAAAGAUUUUUUGAAGAAGAGAGGGAGAGAAAGCUGGCCUACCUGAGGAAGGAGGAGGAGAAAGGAGGGGUUGAAGGCAGCGGAGGCCCAGGAACCCCUACAGAGAGCCUGCUGUCGUUCUGCUCGCAUCCCUCCUUUGGAAGCAUCUGGUCGGGAUAUUCCAUCACUGCCAGGUCCUACCUGCCCGAGAAGCUGCAGAUUGUAAAGCCGCUAGAAGGUUCUGCUACCCUCCAUGCGUGGCAGCAGCUGGCCCAGCCCCACAUGGGGGCUCUGCUGGAUCAUCGGCCGGGCGUGGUCACAAAGGGCUUCCGCACCUUAGAGCAGGACCGGGAGCAGGACGAGAGCUGGCAGCUGGACCAGCCAGAGGAGGAUGAGGCGUCAUGUGACUCUCUUGCGGGCUUGUCAGGAGAGAGCUCUGCUGCGAUAGGUUCACUACAUUCUACCUCUGCUGACUCCCUCCGCUGUAACAGAGCUGCUGGCAUUAAGGGAAACGGCCAAUUAGAAGGAAUGAACGGGGCAAUCUGUGGCCUUAAAGAAGCAGCCGGAGGAAAAGAUGGACAUGUUGCAGGCACGCCCCUUCCCCUGUCCUGCUCUUCUCCUGUUCCGUCCUGUUCAGAGAUCAACAGGCACACGGACCUCAAGGAGCUUCAGGCGCUGCAGCCGCCCACCAUGGACCGCAUGCCUGGUGAGGCUCAUUUCCCAGGAAAGUCUAUGUCCCACACCAGCUCCACGUACACCUUCACCACCUGCAGGAUUCUCCACCCGUCUGAUCAGCUGACCUCCGUGUCGCCCAGCCCUGCCUUAGCUGUAUGUCAAAGUAGCUCUGCCAUCGGCACUCCUUCCCACACCUCCUCUCCUGUACCAUUCUCAGGCCCUCAUACACCUUCCUACACCCCCUGCUGCACCCCACGCCGCCUCUCCCUAUCGCUCUCCCUUGGCGAGUCCUCAACCAACCUGAGGGACUCCACUAAGACCACCAGCACCUCCCUAGGCCUUGUCCGCCUCCUGCGGGAGCAUGGGAUAUCUGCCUCAGUGUAUGACCCGUGCAGCUGGGACCGAGGGCUGCUGGGUGCCAGCAGUACUUCAACACCCACUGAAAGGGUGCAGGUGCAGAGGAGCGCAGCCAAGUCACAGGAGAAGGAGGUCGGACAGCUGGUGAAACGACCAGACACUCUGCUCCUUCAGCCCUCCACCCCCCCCAGCUUAGCCAAGCCAGAAUCUGCCUCCUCUGCCACCGCGCGUCCUGCAUUUCAGUUCAGCCCUUCGAAAGAGGAACCGCCGUAUUACGAUGCCUUCCUCGCUUCAAAGCCCGCCCGCACCAUCCUGAGGGAAGUGUUGAUGGAUCUGGAGAGAGAGUAUCACAGCGAGAUGGAUGAAGACGGCCAGAGCGACGUGACAAACCUCGGACUGGUGGACAAACUGAAGCGUUUCCGAACCCUUUCUCCUGUUUCUGCCUCCGGCUCCUCUGGAAGCGCUCUGCUGGCCCCCUUCAGUUCCAGCGGACUCGGGGGUGGGCUUCCAGGUUUAAAUGCAGGACUAAGGAGGAACCGAAGCUAUCCGGCCAUGGUGGGAGCCAGUAUGGCCAUGAAGGACCCAGGCGGACCACCCUGCACACUCAUCCCACAGACAAUGCAAACAUCACAUUCACAAGAUCCGGCGCAGUCAGAAGAAACGGGCAGAGUGCAAACACACCCCUCUGUAGUCAGGAAGUCCAUCCACAUACCGCAGACUCUACACGCCCUGGAACCAGCGGCGCCACACACAAUCAUACAGAGACACAGCAGGGACGUAACAACACAGCGAGGGUCAGACUAGGACAUGGUGGGAAACACUGUUAAUGCCAUUACCACAUCAAUACAAAGCCAAAAAGCAUAUUUAUCACACACAGCUGACGGGUACAAUCCCCCCCUCAGACUCACCAAGAGCGUUC